Molecule: messenger RNA, 3326 nt
Organism: Epinephelus lanceolatus (giant grouper)
Lineage: Eukaryota; Metazoa; Chordata; Actinopteri; Perciformes; Serranidae
Source: RefSeq, a predicted model, not a curated record
UCAAAAGGGGGCAGGCGUUGGACAAGUCUGUGUACUCCCAUUCAUGUUGAGUGUAUAGCAGUCUCCGCCGACAGCCAGGCCGUGUCACAUCCUGGUCAAAACAGAAAGCUCUGCUCUCUCUGACUGAUAGAAAGGGUCGUGACCCUGCACAGUAGUAGCCACCAUGGCAGAAGCUCACCAGGCGGUGGCCUUCCAGUUCACCGUCACCCCAGAUGGCAUUGACCUACAGCUGUGCCACGAGGCUCUACGCCAGAUCUACCUCUCUGGCCUCCACUCCUGGAAGAAAAGGUUCAUUCGCUUCAAGAAUGGGGUCAUGACUGGCGUGUACCCGGGCAGCCCUGCUGGGUUCAUGGUUGUGGUUGUGUCCUACAUGUCCUACAAUAAAUACAACCAGCUGGAUCCCUCUCUGGGGUUGAUCGCCAAGCUGGGUCAACACAUACCCAUCAGUCGGUACAUGUCUACAGACAGCCAGAGGAUAGUUGGAGGAGUUCUGGUGGGCACGGGCCUGUGGGUCACCAUAAUCAUGAUUAUGAGGAAUGUCCUAAAGUGCCUGUUGUCGUGGCACGGCUGGAUGCACGCUCGCCACGGCUCUGUGUCCUGGUCUACUCGUCUGUGGAUGGUAUUAGUGAAGGUGUUCUCUGGCAGGAAGCCAAUGCUCUACAGUUUCCAGAACUCCCUGCCACGACUACCUCUUCCCACUAUCAAGGACACCUGCCAAAGGUAUCUGGAGUCAGUGCGCCCACUGAUGGAUGAUGAGCAGUAUGAACGGAUGACCGGUUUGACUAAAGACUUUGAGAAGAACCUGGGACCCAGACUGCAGUGGUACCUCAAACUCAAGUCCUGGUGGGCCUCCAACUAUGUCAGUGACUGGUGGGAAGAGUACAUUUACCUCAGAGGCCGUGGGCCCAUCAUGGUCAACAGCAACUAUUAUGCCAUGGAUUUCCUGUAUGUGUUUCCCACCUCGAUCCAGGCAGCCAGGGCAGGUAAUGCCAUCCAUGCUAUCAUGCUCUACAGGAGAAAACUGGACAGAGCUCAGAUCAAACCAAUAUACUUGUUGGCGAACAAGGUUCCUCUGUGUUCGGCUCAGUGGGAGCGGAUGUUUAACACCACUCGCGUCCCUGGUUUGGAGACAGACACCAUUCAGCACAUGAACGAGAGCAAACACAUAGCUGUGUACCAUAAGGGCCGUUUCUACAAGGUGUGGAUGUUUUAUGAUGGACGGCUGCUGUUGCCACGGGAGAUAGAGCAGCAGAUGGAAAGGAUCUUGGCCGACAAGUCGGAGCCAUUGCCAGGAGAGGAGAAACUAGCCGCACUAACUGCAGGGGAGAGGACUCCAUGGGCCAAAGCUCGUGAAGCCUUCUUCAGCCGUGGUAGGAACAAGCAAUCUCUGGACGCCAUUGAGAAGGCAGCCUUCUUUGUAACCCUCGAUGACACCGAGCAGCGCUAUGAUGCAGCCAACCCAGUCAAGUCUCUGGACAGUUAUGCGAAGUCCCUGCUCCACGGAAAGUGCUACGACAGGUGGUUUGAUAAAUCCUUUAACCUGAUCGUGUUCAAGAAUGGCACCAUGGGACUGAACGCAGAGCAUUCCUGGGCUGACGCUCCAAUCAUUGGCCAUCUCUGGGAGCAUGUUCUUUCUAUGGACCCUGUAAAGUUGGGAUACACUGAGGAGGGUCACUGCCGUGGGGAGCCCCACCCCAACCUGCCAGGACCUCAGAGGCUGUCGUGGGACCUCUCAACUGAGUGCCAGGAGGUCAUCGAGAGCUCUCUUUCAGUAGCCAAGCCUCUGGCCGAUGAUGUGGACUCUCAUAUUUUCCCCUUCAAUGACUUUGGCAAAGGCCUGAUCAAGAAGUGCCGCACCAGUCCUGAUGCCUUCAUCCAGAUCGCCCUACAGCUGGCCCAUUACAGGGACAAAGGGAAGUUCUGCCUGACCUACGAAGCCUCUAUGACGCGUUUGUUCCGUGAGGGCCGAACAGAAACUGUGCGUUCCUGCACCAUGGAGACUUGUGCCUUUGUCCGUGCCAUGAUCAGAGAUGAGACAAGAGAAGAGCGUCUCAUGUUGCUCAAACAGGCGGCAGAGAAGCACCAGAACAUGUACCGCCUGGCGAUGACAGGACAGGGCAUCGAUCGCCACCUUUUCUGUCUCUAUGUGGUCUCUAAAUACCUGGGAGAGGACUCACCCUUCCUCAAGGAGGUCCUGUCUGAGCCAUGGAGGCUGUCCACCAGUCAGACGCCACUGCAGCAGCUUGAGCUGUUCGAUCUGGUCAAACACCCUGAGUAUGUGUCCUCCGGCGGCGGAUUUGGUCCAGUGGCUGAUGAUGGUUAUGGUGUCUCCUACAUCAUUGUUGGUGAGAACCUCAUCAACUUCCACAUCUCCAGCAAACACUCGAGCUCAGAAACUGACUCCCACCGUUUUGGCACCAACAUCAGACAGGCUAUGCUUGACAUACUGGAUCUCUUCCAGCUUGACAAGAAAACCAAGUGAUCGCCCUCUCUAUGAGUGGAAUAAGCAUAUGGUUUUAGCAACAGAUGUAUUCUUCCUGAAGCUUGUACAGAAUCAAAUAUUGGAUUUUUGGGUUAUUUUUAAGUUAAUUGAUGUUACAGAUAUAAGGAUGAUUAUGUGUCAAUAUGUUUGUGAGGCGUUUAUGUGCACUGUAUGUAUGGGCAAGGUGAGAUUCCGGUGUUUUUGGGUACAGGUAGUGCACAGAACAAAGUCUUUAUCCACAGGACUGUUUGCACGGGUGCCUUAGUGAGAGGGCAGAAAGGGAGGGAGAAAUUAGAGCACUAGUCUGAUAUCAAGUCUGUAUUUCUACAAGAGACUUUUCAGCUAAAGGAUUGUUCAGUAGCAUCAUCCAGUAUGAAUUUUAAGUUGAGAGAUGGUGCAAUAUUUUUUAAUAGUUUUGUCCCAGUUAUUUUAGUCUUUUAGGUUUCUUCUGGUCUUUCCAACUGCAGCACCUGAGUUGUGUGUAACUGGCCAAAAGCAACAACGUGAUGCUAAAUAUCAUCAACAAAUUGCUUGUUGCAUGAUGUUCAUUAAUUUCAUAUGGCUUUGAACAGUUGUAUCCUGUAAUCUUACAUCUACGGAAGCCAGAAGGAGUCAAGCUGUUGAUCUAUAAUCACACAAAUCACAAACAUUCAGCCCUGUAUCAAUGCAAUCCUGGAUCCCAACACAAGACAGGGAGCGUUUCAAUCAACGGAUCAACAUUGCCUUUCUGACUCAAGUGCACAGCCGCUGUGUUUGUCCUUCUCAGCUGCUACCGUGAAACAACAUAGCGAUGAAGGCAGAUCAUUGUUGUGUGUGCGUGUUGGUCAUUUUCAUACUCAGGUUU